This is a messenger RNA of Fusarium redolens, 459 nucleotides long. RefSeq lists its product as uncharacterized. NCBI's taxonomy places the organism in Eukaryota, Fungi, Ascomycota, Sordariomycetes, Hypocreales, Nectriaceae. The record is from RefSeq and is a predicted model, not a curated record. The coding region runs from base 1 to 459 and encodes 152 amino acids. The transcript is spliced from 2 exons.
AUGCCACCCCCAAAACCACUGGGAAACUUGAAAGGAAAGGACGCAAUCGAGACACUUUAUGAUUGUUGCGAUUACGAGCCUCAGCGUAGCCACGACGAAUUCUGCAGUAUAGUCCUCUCCCCCGGAGACGGCGAGACACUGCGAGGUUACCUCAGUUUGGGCCGAAUGAAUCACACUGCACUUGUGCUUUUCGAUAAACGUCCAACGGAAGCUUCAACACGCAAAGUACCAUUCAGAUGGCGCGGCAAGACAAUGUUCAAUAAGUUCAGAGUUUUCAGAGAUGGCAAGAUCGAGGUUUCUUUUGAUAAGCUCAAACUCGAGCUCGUGGCGCAGAAAGAUCGGGGGAUUGGUGAAAGGGGCAAGCAUAACGCAGCAGUGUUUUGGGACGAUUGGCAUGAGUUGGAUGAGGAAAGCCUGAACUUGCUUGAUAUUGACAGAAUGAUGCCACCUGAUUGGUAG